This is a messenger RNA of Fusarium sp. VM40, 1185 nucleotides long. NCBI's taxonomy places the organism in Eukaryota, Fungi, Ascomycota, Sordariomycetes, Hypocreales, Nectriaceae. The record is from the annotation of a GenBank genome assembly.
AUGAAGUUCUCACAGGCUUCUCUCCUGGCAGCUUGCCUCCCCGCCGUGUCUGCUCGCUUUAUCGAGACUGCCGAGGUCAACAAUGUUGUUCUACAACCUGAGGAGCUAUUCCUGGUUGAAACCGCUCCUGGCAAGACACAAUGGGUCACCGAGGAGGAUAAGUGGGAGAUGCGCCGUAAUGGCCAGAACUUCAUGGACAUCACCGAGACCACCACCCUCGGCUCCAAGCAUGUCAACGCUGAGACUACUGUCACGUUCCCCAAGAAGUGCGUGCAGCAGAAGGAAGUCACCAAGCUCUCAAAGAACCUCGAGAAGGACAACAUGAAGGUCAAUCUGGAAAAGAUGACCAGCUUCCACACCCGAUACUACAAGUCUGACUACGGCCUCAAAUCCUCCGACUGGGUUCUUGAGAAGGUCAAUCAGAUGAUCAAGGAUGCUGGUGCUGAGAAGACCGUGUUCGCCGAGAGCUUCCCUCACACAUGGCAGCAACACUCUGUCAUUGCGACCAUCCCCGGCCAGUCCAACAGCACCGUUGUGAUCGGUGCCCACCAGGAUUCCAUCAACCUCUUCCUGCCUUCCAUUCUCGCCGCCCCGGGCGCUGAUGACGAUGGCAGUGGCUCAGUCACCAUCAUGGAGGUUUUCCGCGCUCUUCUGAACUCCAAGGAUGUUGUCAAGGGCAAGGCCACUAACACCAUCGAGUUCCACUGGUACUCGGCUGAGGAGGGUGGCUUGCUUGGAAGCCAGGCCAUCUUCAAGUCGUACGAGGAGGAUGGUCGCGAUGUCAAGGCUAUGCUUCAGCAGGACAUGACUGGCUAUGUCCAAAAGACUCUCGAUGCUGGCCAACCCGAGAGUGUCGGCGUCAUUACUGACUACGUCGACUCCGGUCUGACUAAGUUCAUCAAGACCGUUGUUGAGGAGUACUGCAAUAUUCCUUGGGUUGAGACCAAGUGUGGCUAUGCCUGCUCCGACCAUGCUUCUGCCUCCAAGGCCGGUUACCCGUCGGCUUUUGUUAUCGAGUCCGCUUUCGAGUACUCCGACCCUCACAUUCACAGCACCGAUGACAACAUCAAGUAUCUGUCUUUUGACCACAUGCUAGAGCAUGCCCGCAUGACCCUCGGCCUGGUCUACGAGCUGGGUUACCACGACUUCUCUGAGAAGUCCGAGGAGCAGUGGACUGACCUGUAA